CGCGACGGGUGGACGAUGUCCGAUAGUCAAUUUUACAAAAAUAUUUAUUUUUACACCGUUCUGCUUCGAUUUCUUGAAUGAAAAGUUUAUAUUUAGACAGGCAAGACCCGUGGUUAAUAUAGACAGUAGUUUUUAAGUAUUAAAACUGUGAAUAAAUCGUGAUUUUUCUAUUGUUUUGAUGGUUAUUCACCUAUAUUGAUUUAUCGUGUGCCAGUGACCCGUUUCUGGUAUUUGUAAUGUGUAACUCGUAAAUAAUUAAUAAAAUCAUUAGGAGAAGCUUGAAAAAAUCAUAAUAAAUGGGAUUUUAAUUCGUCGACGCGGGUGGGAAGGGGGUGACAUGCAUUUACUAGGGGUAGAAAGUGACUUAGGACUUUUCUGGAUAAUUUCUCUUAUAGCUUGAGCUUAAAACAUUGUUAUAUCGUAAUGGUUGAUGUUUCACUAUGAUGACGCCUACUACAGAUGAGAAGAAAGAUGACAAGAUCCGUACGGGUAUGGUGCACGUGUCAGACGGGAAAUCGCGCCCGCGACCGGCGCGGCUGCGGCUCACGAUGGAGUCUAUCACUGUGCAGCGUCAGCAGCCCAAGCCCGUGCACACCAACAACCACAACAAUGUACCGCACGCACGGGAGCGUAUGGUGCAGAUCACGCGACAGAAAGUCGGCGGCCUCGGGCUCAGCAUCAAGGGUGGCUCCGAGCACAAGCUUCCCAUCCUCAUCUCCAAGAUAUACAAGGACCAGGCUGCCGAUCAGACCGGACAGCUCUUUGUGGGCGACGCUGUAAUUAAAGUGAACGGCGAGUACAUAACAGCGUGCAAACAUGACGACGCUGUCAACAUCCUGCGUAACGCUGGGGACAUUGUAGUACUGACUGUCAAGCACUACCGAGCCGCUACGCCCUUCCUGCAGAAGCAAGCGGGCGAGGCCGGCAGCGCGGCCGCGUCGGACACGGACAGCUCGGGCGCCUCGCCGCACACCGACCACAACUGCAACAACCACGCGCCCGCCAAUACCACCACCACCACCGCCAACCACACCGGACACACCACCACGCCGCCACAGGCGGCGUGGUCGGAAAGCGAGGAGGGCAGCCGGCCCAGCAGCGCGGCGGGCAGCCUGCGCUCGCGGCCCUCGUCCGUGGCCUCCGACCGCCUCGAGCGGCACGACCGACCCGACCGCCCCGACCGCCUCUCAGACAAGCAGGACGCCGACACCGAGUGGGUUGACGUCGUAUCUGUGCCUCUGAUGAUGGCCUACGUGACGCGAUACGUGCUGGGCACGGACAAACUAAGGCCGGGGGCUUUUGAGGUCCGUGGCGCGCGUCCCGAGUUGACAACGGGGGUGGUACACCUGGAGGAGGCGGCUGCAUUGUCGCACUGGCUCAAAGCCAUCUCCGAUAACAUCGUUGGCCUUACUAACCUACAGAUGAAGCUGUUCAACCGGCACCUGGCGGCGGGUGAGCGCAUCGAGUACAUGGGCUGGGUGGUGGAAGGCGUAGUGUUACAUGGGCAGCCGUGGCAACACUACCGACCCAAGUUUCUUGUGCUCAAGGGCACUGACGUCAUGCUGUUUGAUGUGCCGCCCAUGAACAUCACUGAGCUAGCGAAAUGUCCAGAAACCCUCAAAGUAUACCAGACGAUGUUCCGCACGGUGAAGGAGAGCGAGACGGUGGACUGGCGCCAGCACUGUUUCCUGGUGCAGUCCAGCGCCUGCGGGCCCGGCGGGGCGCCCGGCCCGCGGUACUUCAGCGCGGAGACCAGGCAGGAGCUGCUGCGGGUGGAAGCCGCCUGGACGGCCAGCAUCGUCAACUCUGUCAUCAGGCUGGGGAAGAAGACGUUCACGGUGGUGCACGGCGGGCGCGCGGCGGGGCUCACGCUGGACUGGGCGGCCGGGUUCACGCUGAGCGAGGGCAGCGCCGGCGCCGCGCCCGUCUGGGCCUACAGGUUUUCGCAACUAAGGGGGUCGAGUGACGACGGGAAGUCGAAACUAAAACUGCAUUUUCAAGAUGCAGAAACUAAAAUUAUAGAAACCAAGGAGCUGGAGUGUCAGAUCCUGCAAAGCCUGUUGUUCUGCAUGCACGCGUUCCUCACCGCCAAGGUGGCGUCUGUGGACCCCGCCUUCCUCGCCUCCAUACACCAGGCCAACUAGCACCAGCUAGCGGCAUAAUAUAGGUAUACUAUAUCCUGAGUAUGGUAUCACAUUUUGUACUUGAGUCUCUCCUGAGAUACGUGAGGGGCUGUUGAAGGGGCUCCAAUGUUGUCGUCGUCUUGCGCGUUUUAUGUCAGUGACGUUUAUAUCCCAAAGUUUUAUUGUGAUAGGUUAUAAAAUGUGAUUCAGUGAAGUGACCCGUUUUUUCACAUCACAAUGUAUUGUAGGUCGCCUUAAUCGGUUUUCGUAUGUCUAAAUCAUUCUAGCAUUUUAGAGUGAAAAGGCAGGGUAAUAAGGUAUUAUUUCAACUUAGUAAAAUAUAUCCAUCUAUCUAAACUGACUCGUUGUAAUCCUCACAUAUCUCAGGUGAAAUAUUGAACGUAUUUAAAUAAUAUUGCCCCAAAUGGUUAUUUUCUAAGAAAAUGUUUUACCACAGGCCUAUCAUGACUAUUGAACCAAAACAGCGAAUGUUAAAGACUUUAGAUUUUAACGCUCUCUCGUUGUUUCUCCAACAGAUCUAUUUUGAAUCUUAUUCUCUUAGGGUUAGAGCGGUAGAAACGUUGCGAACGGUUUUAUCAUUCCUACCCAAUGUCUUCCUCUUUGACUAUAAUAAUUUAUUCAUUGCCUAAAAUCUAUCGAAUUUUGAAUAUUCUUUCUUUUCUCACGGAAAUUACGAGUAAAUUGAAACAAAUUAUCGACAAAUAAAUCAAAAUAAAUAAUUGUAAGUGUGAACAGUAUUAUUUUGCUCUAGAAAUAAUUAAUUUUAUUUUGUUUGAAUAUUAGUGAAAUGUACCGUAGUUUAAAUAUACAUACGAUCACAUAAUGAAAAUGUUAUUUACUUAAGUUUCUUUUAAAUUUCGGCCGCGAUACAAGAGCAUUUAUUCCAAUUUUUGGCUGGAAUAAUAAAUAUUUAAUAUUGGUAGAGUAAUAAAAGUCGUUUAACCAUCUUUUAACUGUUUUUAUACCAGGUAGCUUUUGUAAUGUUUUCGACUCUGAUUCUCUGUUAGAGUCUCUUUAGCUUGCUUAGAUUAUUUACGAAUGAUAUAUAAAUUAAUUAAUUAAUAGAAAUGUGAUUAGUUGAAGCUAUGCUGAUGUUUCCGUCAGUGCCGCAUUUAAGCAUAGGCUUUAUAGGCUAGGAGCCGCAACCACAAAGGGGCCUCACUACAUAAUAGGCUCUAGCCAUAUAAAAUGUGGGUAUUUAGAAAUCACCCAACAGCUUUCAUGACACGCUAUGCUAGCUAUCUACGCAGCAUAUAGCCGUACUGAAUGGAAAACCAUAACCUAUGGUUGCGAUCCUCAGCAGUGAGGGAACGACAAAGAAGAUCUACAGCAUUUUUUAUGGUCGGUUCUUUGAGUAGGCCCCAAAAAUGAAUAUAAAAUAGAUUAUUAAAGUGGGGCCCCCACUACGGAUGUAGCCUCCGGGCCCCUAGGCCCACAUAGCCUAAAUGCGACGCUGGUUUCCCUCUAACAGAACAACGCCAGAAAUUCAACACUUCUCAAUAUUUUUAGCCAAUCUGUAAUUUUCAGUAUAAUUAUCGUUAAAGUUGUACCAAUACAACACGAAACAUAAUAUUAAUGUGAUAAUAAUUUUGCAUCUCUCUCAGUCUAAACAACAUAUUGCUUGUGUGAAAGAGUGACACGAUUAUUAAAAUUGCGUGUAUAACUAAAACCAAAGAUUUAUCGCAUUCUCAAACAACAUUAUUAAGUUUGUAUGAUAUUAUUCGGAAUAAGUAUUAUUAUAUUUUUGAUUAAAAAGAGGCUAUAUCUAUAACGAAUGUAUGAGAUUAUGAAGCUUGGUCAGAGUAUUAAUGUGUUUACUAUUUGUAUUUUAUUAGCGACGACGAGCAAGUUUGCCUGCUAGAAGUUACAAGAAUGAUGAUGAAGUUAUUAUGUCAAAUUAUAUGAAACGCAAAACAGAAUUAUACUUUUAAGAAUCACACUGUAUACACUAACCACUUAUUUAUGUAACAUGUGAACCAUCUUUAAAAUCUAAAAUGGAUCUUAUAGGUAUAGAAAUAUAUUUAAAGUUUACAUUUUGAGUGUUGCCAUUUUAGAAAAAAGAAAUAUUUAUUAAGCCUGGCAAACUUGCUCCAACUAUAGGAUUAUAGUAAAUUUUUGCGCUUGCAUCAUAUCAUUAAAUUUAAGUGAAAUUUUAUAUAGAAAUCAUAUAAUAUGUUACAGAGUAUCUACAGAUUAAGUUUACCUAUGUUUAUUGAAUUGAUGUUUCAUAUUUUAUAUGGAAAAAAUCUGCCUGAUGCAAAACGGCUGAGAUUAAUAUUAUUAUAUCAAACUAUCGUAGUAGUAAAGUAGAAAUUAUAUACUCAUUAUAUUUUAUUUGUAAUAAGAGUUUUCUUUAUGAAUAAUUGUUAUAUUUAGCUAGUGUUUCUUGUAGGCUCUAAAUUUUUAUCUGGUUUUGUUAGAGAGUAAUGCGCAUUAUCUAGUAAUAAGGGUGGACUGGUGUUAAGAACAGUAUAAUUUCUGUUAUAUCUUGUCAUAAAAUUCUGGUUUUAAAAGAGAUAAUUAUUGUGAAAUUAUUUUGUCAAUUACAAAUCUUCUCAUUCUACACUUAAGUACUAAAACUAUUAAAGAUUAUAUUUUUGCUCUGAAAAUACUCACAUUUGGUAGUAACUCUUCUCCCCAAAUUGGCAACAUUACGAGACUGCUGACUUAUAUUUAUAUUGGCAACACUGAGCCCCCGUGUGCGGUCAUGUGUGUUGCUCAAUGCACGGUUGUUACGCUUCAAAAUGUUGACUGUAAAUUUAGGCUUUUGAUAAUAAAUUAUAAUAUAUUAUUUACUUAUGUCUUAGUGAAGGGAACGCGAAAGAUAUUGUAAUGGUAUCAUUGAUGGUAAAAAUGUAUGAAAAAAGGCCUAUUUACUAAAAACCACUACUGUGUGUGUGUAUGUACCAUACAGUAGACACGUUUUAAGUUUGUAUACAGCCAGUUAUUUUUUAAGACUAUGAAAAUAUUUCCAUGAACACAAUGCACCAUCUCUAUGGGCGAUUGGCUAAUAACCUAUUACAUAAACUAUAUUAUAAUGACACUUGGAAAGUGUGCGCCCGUAUCAACUGAUUUAUACGUACGUUGCGACCAAUAGCCGUGGGACGUAGAUAGCGUAUAAUUCGCGGCGCGGAUGCCGUGUCGCGGCGGGGCCGUAGCCAAGGUGCAAGCACGUAUAAGCACGUUGGUGUACGUACAUACGCCACUGAAUUUCCAACCUCAACUGAUCAUCGCAAUGAAGCGUAUGUUACGUCCUUAUUUUCUAUGCAAUAAUACAAUGACUACACUUCAAAUUACAAUUUAUUUCUUACCCAAUGUGUAUAUAUGGGUGUAAUUGAAAUAUCUAAUUAAUUACUUGUUAGACCUGUAAUGUAUAUGAAAUUAAACAAUUUUACAAUUGCCAUUUUUACGAUAUCAAAUCUGUAAGUAGUAUCCAAUGGGGUAAACAUAAUGUAACCCAUAUUUCGUUAGGCUGGUUUCAGAACAUUGCGUGUGGACGGUAGACGGGGUAGACUCGUGCAGGACCGAGAGAGAAGACUAUGUCGCCCGCUCAUUCGCUCUUAUCUUUGCUACAUUACACGUCAUGAGAUUAGCGGAGCGGACGGUUAUAAAAUCGUUCGUAUAAGUAGGCUAUGUCUUAGAAGUCCACAGUGCUUUAAAAUACGUUCAGUUUAAGGGUGCAGGAAUCUACCGGUCAUUGCGAGGGAGACAGCGAUAAAGCGCCUUCUCUAUCGCUCUCUUGUAACCCACGCUGUUUGAUCGAUUCCAUACCUAUCCGCUCCGGUAAUCUUAUGGCGCGAAAUCUAGCUAAGAUCGGAGUGGCUGAGAGGGAGACACAUUGUCUUUUCUCUCGCUCCUACAAGAGUCUGGUCCGCUUGACUGGGACGUACGUUAAAAUGGUUGAUGGUGACUCUAAUUUAAAGUUCUCAGAUGGGUCAAAAUGGCCAUAUCGAAGCAAGCCAUCUAAAUAGCAAUAUUGCUAUUUGACUUUUGUUUUUUGUUGUUUUAUAUGCACAAAUGUCAAAUAGCAAUAUUGCUUUUUAGAUGAAUUGCAUUCAUGUGGCGUUUUUUAGACCCCCAGGUUCCACGUGUGACGCCGCUCCGGUAGUCCGUACGCACCACAUUUAUGUCCUCCGAAACUAGCCUUUUAGAAUGAGUAAUGUAGAAGUAACGUCAAUGUGUGUAAGUGAAGGAAGGAACCGGAUCAAUCGAUUAGUCAAUUUAGAGAAAAUACUCAAGACUGAGCUUGAUGUUGUGAAGCCGCAGUUUUGUUUGUUUGGGCGCUGUGUUACUUGGUAUUUUAAUAUGAAAAUGGUGCUAAUUCCUGUAAAUACCAUCUAAAUUUAUUUUAAUUUAUAUCUGUCAUUUUCUUAUCCGCCGAAAAGGAAAGGGACGGGUAAUCGACAAGCAUAAAAUUUAUGGAACACACGUCAAUUUUAAGCACAAAUCUAAACCAACCGUCUAAAAAUUUUACAUCCGUCAAUAACCCGACACAGUUAAGUAGACAGCACGUCAAACGGAAUGCAUACCAGCGACGUACCUUUUGAUUCGUCCGGGUUAUUCAUUCAUUUACUCAUUCUUCCUAAAAUUAAGAGCUGUGAAUCAUCCGUCCCUUUCCUUUUCGACGGAUAUGAAAAUGACGGAUAUAACUUAAAAUAAAAUUAGGCGGUGUCUGCAGGAAUCGGGGCCACUGUCUCCCUAAUGCGAUGCAAAAGAUCAGGAGAAUAUUAUCUGUGGUAAAAGCACGCCGGAACACGGUGUCGUGAGCUGAAAGUAGCUAUCACUUCGAAAUAUUUCUACUAAUACGCUAGUUUCCAACUAGUCAAAUCAGUUACUUUUUACUAAACGUCAAAACACGAAAUGACUAUACAAUUUGUAUGAAAAAGCACCCUGUGACGUCAUAGACAAACGUGAUAAAAUGUCGGACGGAUUAUUACGUUUUUCUUGAACUCAUAAAUAGGUUAAAUAGAAACAAGAAAAAUGUUUUCCGUUUGUUUUAGACCUGUCUUUAUUUGGUAAUCAGAAUUUCAAUAAUCAAUUCUUUAAGUCAAUCACAUUCAUGUUCCAUCACGUUGGUCUAACAGAAAGCUCGGUGAGGUGUGGGUACUUAGUUUAUCGUUGUACCUCUGACUACCUCAAUUGGGAUAUACUCGUGAGCUUAUACUAUAAAUCAAUAGGGGGUGUGAUUCCGCAUUAUAUAAAAAUAAUUUUGACUUUCAAUAGGAAGUCAUCAUCAUCAUCACCAGCCCAUUAACGACCCCACUGCUGGGGCACGGGCCUUCCCUACGGAUGGAUAGGGAGAUCGGGCCUUAAACCAUCACGCGGGCCCAGUGCGGAUUGAUGGUUAUUAACGACUGCUAAUGCAGCCGGGACCAACGGCUUAACGUGCCUUCCGAAGCACGGAGGAGCUCGAGAUGAAAACUUUUUUUUGUGGUCAUCCAUCGUAUGACCGGCCUUUGCGAAAGUUGCUUAACUUCAACAAUCGCAGCCCGAGCGCGUUUACCGCUGCGCCACCGAGCUCCUCAAUAGGAAGUCAGUAUACUAUAUUAGUUCUGUGCAGUCGCUCUGAUAUCUCCAUUCUUUUUGCAUCAUAUUAUGAGACAGUUGAAGGCGCAAAGUGAGUUGCUAUUUAUUUAUUUUGCAAAAUAGCAUUAUAUGUCACGCUCACAAGUAGCUAAGUAACACCAAUAUUUAGUUAUCGAGAUUUGUCGCAGGAUUCAAACGUAGAAGUAUUAAUUGUUCCUAUAGCUUAUCCAUUUUUAUGGUCCCUUUACCUAUUUGAACCUUAAAAUAAAGCAAACAUUUUAAAUAUUACUUACCUAAUUGCUUUUGAUUAGCAAGCAAUUAUAUAUCCCUUUAUUUCUCGAACAAUUUCAUUAUUAUUAUCUAUGGAUUUCAAAUCUUUACUUUUCGCUAGAGUGAAGGUAUUCCGAAUCGGAAUUAGAAUUGUUUGUAAAGCACUAUAGACGAUCAAUUGUUAUUGUCAAUCGCUUUAGAUAACGAAGAACUUCAGAUUUUUUUUGAGAUUUUAGACUCCCAACUUACUUCAACAGAAGUUUUCGUCAUCUCUUUUGGCAAUGACAAUUUGUCUAUGGAUAGCUUUACUGUAGAUUAGUGGCGAGUUUUUACUAUUGAGUUGAAGUGUGGCGAGUGUAUAUAAUAUUAGUCCUAAAAUAUUGAAAUACGGUUUAGUCGGGGAGCGGAAUUAAAUGCAUGCCUUAAAAACAUUUUAAAUAUUCCACCGAAUGUUUUAUCUAAAAUUUUCUUCAAUCGAUCUCAACUUUACGAUUGGCUCUGCUCACCGAUUAUUGAGCUUUGGUUUUAAUUUCUUGACAAAUUACGAGACAAUAAACACAAGACUAUUUUGGAAUCAGUCUGAUAUGCUCCGCCACGCUGCUCCACUGGUUGUGACCAACCAGAGAGAAACGUACAAGACCCGAGUCAGUUUUGAAAAGUCAGUUGACUUUUGAUAAGUAUGUUUCAGAACUUGACGCGACCGGGAUCGAAUAGGGUUAUGACCUUUUUUUCCUUUUCUUUUUUAAAUAUGAGUCAAUUUGUAAUUCAUUUGAAAUUGAAGUCAAAGCUCCGUAUUACGCCCGACCCAAUGUAUCCGUACUUGUAAGACGCGUUAUGCCUAGUUAUUUAUACAUAUUGUUGAUCAUGUAACUAUAUUGUAUUCAUUAGUAAACUAUUACAUGCGAA
Pectinophora gossypiella (pink bollworm) is the source of this 8846-nucleotide messenger RNA. RefSeq names its product gamma-1-syntrophin (gene Syn2). The transcript has 13 exons. Gene Ontology annotation, molecular function: protein binding; structural molecule activity. NCBI's taxonomy places the organism in Eukaryota, Metazoa, Arthropoda, Insecta, Lepidoptera, Gelechiidae. Gene Ontology annotation, cellular component: intracellular anatomical structure; dystrophin-associated glycoprotein complex. The record is from RefSeq and is a predicted model, not a curated record. Bases 441 to 2144 code for a protein of 567 amino acids.